AUGCCGAUUGCCUCACAGAGUUCUGUAGGUUGCGUGUAUCAGAGCAACUUGAGCAGUACUUUCAGUACGUGCUCGUUCAAGUGUCGCGAGAUAGUUUCCGCUGCGUCGAGAGAUUCAAAAAACGUGUGUGAGAUCGGUAUGGCUCCCGAUGUUGAGAUAAUCGAGCUUGACAACGACAAGCCUUCCACGUCUGGGACAAAACGGCGAUCGACGAGAGAAGUUGAAACAGUUGAACUCGAAGAAAGUGAUUAUUCUGCGCUAGGUAUGAGGCGUCCAAAGCGGAUGGCUGCAAUAGCGGCGACUAUUCCCAUAAGCCAGAUUUUCAGAGAAGACGAGGAUCAGUCAAAGCCGCGAAUUCUCAAGCAGCUGCGCGAUUCGCAUCCAAACGCUGUCCCGCAUUCAGAUAAAUCUAUUUUAAAUUCUUCAUGUUUUUUGUGCCGUACUCCUGCGGAAAACUGUAUGUUCGUGUCAAACCUUGGAGAAUGUAUGACACGUGUCACAAGAUUGAAGCUUUGCGACAAGCUGAAAGAAAUUUCCUCAGAAGAUUUAACCGCACAUGAAAUCAUCAUGCGCGCCGACAUGGAAGUCGAGAUUCUGUGUGUUGCCUGCGAAAAUCUUGUUCAAGAAGUGGAUUCUUUGGAAGUGAAGCUGGCUGCCGCAAAAAGUUCAGUCAACACUCUCAUUACCAAUUCAGUAACGGAAAGUGCGGUUCGCACCAGUCCCUUCUUGAACAUAUCUCGUUCCGACUACGGUGUAUUCCUGGAAGGAAUUGCUCUGGGAGGUCUUUCAUCUUCUGGCUCGGGCAAUGUGAACGAGUUACUCGUCAAGGAAGAAAUAAAGCGGACCGAAGAGGCAUUUGAUGGAAGUACUUUUGUGGAGAAGUGCAUGAGCAUCCUAGGGAAAUUCACAGAAUUGGAAAAUGCGUUAAAUUCUUCAGUUAAUGAACGAACGAGCCCAAGCGAAGGAAAAUUUGAGGAGAUGAUGCCCAUUCCUAACAGAGAAUCUUUUGAGCAUCUAGACGAGAAAGUCAUAAAAAAAGAAUGCCUUCAAGAGUCGACCGACUUCAAAGAGUCCAACUUCAGCAGCAACGCCAGGUGCUCAACUCACAAAGCGUGGCCGAGUCGGCGGAGUCAAAUAAAAAACAUCGAGCCUGAGGAAAAUGAAUUAUCGCCGGAAGGAGUACAGCGGUCCCCUGAUCAGAUUUGUCGUGUCUGCGGUCGAUAUUUUGAAACUGUGAAAGAUCGACUCAGCCAUGAGCGUGACCAUGACGAACCCCCUCCAUACAUCUGUCCGUUUUGUGCUGACGUUCAUCGUGAACGCAUCAAAUUGAAGGAUCAUGUGAGAACUGUGCACCUGGCGAAAAAUCCCUUCAUAUGCACGCAUUGCGGAGAUACAUUUGUUAUAAAAUCGAAAUUGGACGCGCACUUAGCGUCAUUGGCGAAAAUCGUUGGCCGAUCAGUCCUGGCGCAUGAAAGUCCAGCAACGUUCAAGUGUGACGAAUGCGGAAAGCAGUACAGGCGGAAGAGGAGCUUAAAUCAACAUAAGCUAUCUCACUCUGGUUUUGCGUGCAAGGCGUGUCCUUGUGUUUUCCUGGACAAAAAAGCAUUUUUCGAACACGUUUGGCAAGUUCAUGCAGAUGAAGAAGCAGCCAAGGCUUUGAUGAAAACAAAGGUCAGGCUCUCGGAAACAAUGCCUUCAUCUCAGAAAACCGUAACUGCUGAAAUCUUCGCAACUCCGGCCGUUUCGAAAGAAGAGUUGAAGUUGGCUUUGUAUUCCUGUCCUUACUGCAAUGUCGCGUGUGCAGAUACCGACGCUUUUGCAUCACACAUGGAGUCCGAGCAUCAAGAUAUGUGCAAAAAUAAACAAGAAGGAACUCCUGCAAAAAAGCGAAGAAAAGCAAAUAAAACUGGUUGGCCGCCUGCACGCGUUACCCGCUUGAGUGAGCAGUCGUCUUCAUCAGCAGAACAUCCUGAAGUCCGUGAUUCCUCCGUUUACGAUUUCAAAAUAUAAUUUAUGAUCUGUGUUAAUUCUGCCUUUCGUGUAGCUGAAGAAAAGGACUUAUCAUUGAAUCAAGUGCGAGACUUGCAAUAAGCUAUUGGAAAAAUCUUGGGAAGUUCUUCGAAUGCAGUUCAUAUGCAAUUAUGCUUGUGUCUCCGUAAUUCGUUUCAAAGAUCAUUUCUGAAAUUCAAAAUCCUAACGAGCGUCUUCUGUGUAAUAUUGACUACCUGUAUUCAAAAAAUCCUGCUCCGUUAAUUAAAUCAACCGUUGGCGUACAUGCAAAAGGAGGUUACCGGCGACCGAAGUACAUCAAGCUUCAUGCGUUGCCCGAGUGGACUAAAUCACUCGCGUUUGGAUUCCAUGCAAGAAAGAAAUGCUUGGACAAUUUUUCAAAACUCACAAUACAAUUUUUGAAGGGUCACGCUGGUGCCACUAUCUUGACUAGUCACGGAGCCGCCUGAAGGAUUUAACGUUGUUUAUGAAAAUCGGAUGAGGAAGAUUGAGGAAACGUUGUACAGUUUUAAUAAUUUUGCAUUUUGGACUUCUGUUUUUUUCGAACGAACUUGGAUUCACCUUUGAAAUGAAGGAAACACCGGUAAAAAUUUUCUUCUCAGGAUUAAAGGAUGGGGAAACGAAGCAUGUGGUGAUGUGAUAUAUGAUUCGACUGAAAGAAAUGCACGAGGUUGAAGCCAAGUUAAGUAGGGGAUAAACUCAUGUCUUCGGCAAGGAUUAUUGUGUGAACAUCACUGGGAUUUGAUUGUAUAAAUUGUACAUUUACCUUGUGCAUAAGCGUUUCAAUCCAUUUGUAUUCAGUUUUUAAAGAAUCUCAGUACAAAUGCCUUUAAAUUUUCUGACGAGGUUAGUAACUAGUCAGUUCCUCAUAAACCUUAUUUUCAUACGAUUAAUUUGCACUGGGCGUUUAUUGGUGGAAGUGGACACUCGGUUAGUAAACUGCAGUACUGGGCAAGCUGAAUUCGCGAUGAGACUGUUCAUACUUCUUGAUCUCUUCAUUGAUAGUGUCGUAGAAGCGUUUCUCCAUCGUGCUACGUUAUGUUUAAGGGUACGAUCGGCUUUGUUCAUUUGGCUAUAUGUAUUCGAGUGAUUGAAGCCGCUGUGGUGUCAUUGAAUAUUUUGUUGUCUUGUGUUCUGAGAGAAGGAUUUUCACCAUGCGGGAAUCGUGUAAUUCAUUCAUCUGUCUCAUGACUUGUUGAAGAAAAUGCGGUGACCUGAUCGCUCAGUUUAAGUGCCCUGUUUCAGCCAUAUCUUUCGAAACCUAAUUUUUAAGGUUAUGUGGAAUUGUAUUGGAUUCCAGGAUCGCGUAUCCAUUCAGGUUUAAAAACUGUUAAUAUAAGACCAUUGCGAAUAGGA
Molecule: messenger RNA, 3366 nt
Organism: Notodromas monacha
Lineage: Eukaryota; Metazoa; Arthropoda; Ostracoda; Podocopida; Cyprididae
Source: the annotation of a GenBank genome assembly